AUGGCCUCUUCACCAUCUUUAUUGGCUCGACUCCGAAUCUUAGCAACUACUUUUGCUUUAUUUUCUUGCUUAUUGCCUGUGCAGGCUGUCGGAGAGGUGGGAUUAUUUUCAAAUUUGGAUGAACUAAAUACCUUCGAUACCAAGGCAUUGAAUCUUAAGAGAUCCGAGUUUGCAAGUGAUUUUGCAUUUGGCGUUGCAACAUCUGCUCCACAGAUAGAAGGAUCAACAAAAUCCGGAGGUAAAGGACAAAGUGUUUGGGAUUACUUCGUAGAGAAAAACCCAGAAAAAAUUGAUGAUCGUGGUACGUUGGAUGCCAUUGAUUCAUAUAGACGGUACAAGGAAGAUGUGAAGAUGUUGAAGGAGCUUGGUGUAAAUUAUUAUAGAUUUUCCAUUUCUUGGCCCAGGAUUCUACCCAAUGGAUCGUUGAGUGGCGGAGUAAAUCAAGAGGGUAUUGAUCACUACAAUAGUCUAAUCAAUGAAUUAAUUACAAAUGGCAUCACACCUUUUGUGACUUUGUUUCACUUCGAUUUACCACAAAGCCUACAAGAGAAAUAUGGUGGCCCCUUAAGUCGUUCGUUUAUUGAUGAUUUCAGUGACUAUUCUGAUGUAUGCUUCAAGGCAUUUGGAGAUAGAAUUAAAAAUUGGAUUACAAUAAACGAGCCGCUGAUUAUAGCAAGAUUCGGUCAUGACAUUGGGUUUGCUCCUCCAUGCAGAUGUUCCGAUAGAAAACUGUGUUCUCAAGGUAAUUCAACCACAGAACCUUAUAUUGUAAGCCACAACCUUCUACUCGCCCAUGCAACAGCCGUCAAAUUAUACAGAAACAAGUACCAACCAACACAAUUAGGACAAAUUGGAAUCAGCCUUGUGGCACAAUAUUAUGAACCUUAUUCUAGUUCAGUAGACGAUACUGCCGCAGCAAAAAGAGCGAUGGACUUUGAGUUAGGAUGGUAUAUGGAACCUCUAGUAUUUGGAGAGUAUCCUAAAAUUAUGGAAAAAAUAGUGAAUCAAAGGCUACCCAGUUUCAGCAUUGAAGAGAAAAUACUGAUGAAGAGAUCUUUUGAUUUCAUUGGUAUCAAUUAUUAUACUUCAAGGUAUGCCAAGAACAUCCCCAUCGAUUUCCAAGCUCCACCAAUCAGCUCUAUUGACGAUAGAUUCGUAACUGAAUUAGUGGCAAAUAAUGUAUCUCUUAUUGGACCAAAGGCUGAAGGAAGCACAUACAUUUACGUUUAUCCAGUUGGGCUAGAGAAAAUAUUAGUAUGGAUGCAUAAAGUUUACAGAAGGCCAGUAAUAUACAUUACUGAGAAUGGGAUUCCUGAGAAACGAAACGAUAGCCUUCCACUCAAUGUUUCAUUGGAAGAUUCAUUUCGGAUUAGUUUUGUUCGUCAACAUUUGCAUUGGACCAAAAAAGCAAUUCAGUUAGGAGUAAACGUGAAAGGGUACUUUUAUUGGAAUGCAUUUGAUGAUUUUGAAUGGAGGGAGGGUUUCAAUCCCAGGUUUGGACUUUAUUAUGUGGAUUACAUAAGAAAUCUCACUCGUCUCCCCAAACUCUCUGCCACUUGGUUCCGAGGUUUUCUCCAAGGAAAUUAA
Molecule: messenger RNA, 1587 nt
Organism: Mangifera indica (mango)
Lineage: Eukaryota; Viridiplantae; Streptophyta; Magnoliopsida; Sapindales; Anacardiaceae
Product: beta-glucosidase 24-like
Exons: 13
Coding region: 1-1587 (528 amino acids)
Biological process (GO): carbohydrate metabolic process
Molecular function (GO): beta-glucosidase activity
Source: RefSeq, a predicted model, not a curated record